AUGCCGAACAAAAUCGCCGCUCACGUGGCUGAAGGGAAGCAGUACUUUCCCCUUGCCUCCGGUGCUCAAGAUGGCUGGCACAAAGAUGGCCGAGCUACUGCUACAUGCUACUGUGGCGCCAUUCAGCUGUCCUUUCCAGUGGAGGGUCCUGGAUUCGUAGGCACAUUCGUCUGCCACUGCCCUGAUUGCCACAAGUUCACUGCCUCCAUGUUUGCGUCCAACUUCACCGUCCUUGAUGAGCACCUGGUCCACGAGCGCGGGCAAGACAACUUCACGAUUUACAAGCAGAAACAGACAAUUGUGUCCGGAAUGAAUAUGAGCAACUACUUCUGCAAGACAUGCGGAUCGCUCAUGUAUCGCAUAGCUGAGGAUUAUCCGGGGGUCAGUCUCCUUCGGAUUGGCACGGUCGACGACUUCACCCUGAUGGAGACUAAGCUCAGGCCGCAACUCGAGCAAUUCACCGAGAAUCGAGUCUCCUGGGUGCAUGAGAUUGAAGGGGCCAGGAAGGCUGGUCGUAUGGGGUUUGAAGGCGCAAGCGCGAAGGCCAAGCAAGCUAAAGUAUGA
Messenger RNA from Cyphellophora attinorum, 564 nucleotides. RefSeq lists its product as uncharacterized. Lineage: Eukaryota; Fungi; Ascomycota; Eurotiomycetes; Chaetothyriales; Cyphellophoraceae. The transcript has 2 exons. Gene Ontology annotation, molecular function: carbon-sulfur lyase activity. The record is from RefSeq and is a predicted model, not a curated record. The coding region runs from base 1 to 564 and encodes 187 amino acids.